UUUUCUCUCAACCUUUGGAUAAACAUCAAGGACUUUACCACAGUAUUGGGCACCCCAGUGCUCUUACAUUUUUGGAAAGUAUCAUUAUGGAUUUUUCCUUCUUAUUCUUGAUAAAUGCAGUGGUUUUGAUAUUGGAACAACAAGCCUACACAACAUCCUUGUCAGUUCCAGGGUCCCAUGCAAACAGAAGCCCAUCGGUGAACCAUACUGCACAAAUCCUUCAUCGUGAGAGGCGCUGCUCCUGUGAAAACCUGAAGGACAAGGAGUGUGUGUACUUUUGCCACAUAGGAAUUGUUUGGGUCGAUUCACCCAGUCAGGUCAUUCCCUAUGGUGUGGGCUCACUUCAAAUGCGUCUAAGGCGAGAUGUAAAACGGUGCCUUUGCACGGACAGGAGAGAUAUAAAGUGUGUGCAGUUUUGCUCUUACUUGGAUCUCCAACAAGAAGAUGAUAAUGCUUCAGUCAAAAGGUACCAUCCCAGAAACUCAAAAGAGCAAUACAAAUUUGGAUUACCCCUGAGAUUGAGGAGGCACAAUCCAAUCCAAACAACCUGAAAUUGUAGUGGGGAAAACUGUAAUAAUUUACUGUAGGCUAUAUUAUUACUAUCUGGGAAGCGAGCCUGACCAUACAGUAUGUCUGAAUAUGUGAGCUUUUUAACUGUUGUUGUGAAUAGUUUACAAAGUACAGUAUCAGACAUAAUUUCUGAUGGGCUUUGGCUUGUCAUGAAAUACUAUCUUCUAAAUAGGGACAGUAUAUAAGGCAAAUAGGAGUGAGUGAUGUAUUCUCUAACUGUCAGUAUAUUGCAAAAUACUGUAAAACUCUAUUGCUUCUAAUUGACGUUUAGUGUAUGAUGUUUGAUGUUUCCUCAUAAUGUGUAAAAGUAAGUACAAAAUCUAGGGCAGAGUUGCUCAUUGACUUCACUGUUUAUUGAGAAUUUAUUGAUGGCUU
Molecule: messenger RNA, 945 nt
Organism: Myxocyprinus asiaticus (Chinese sucker)
Lineage: Eukaryota; Metazoa; Chordata; Actinopteri; Cypriniformes; Catostomidae
Product: endothelin-1-like
Exons: 4
Coding region: 87-551 (154 amino acids)
Biological process (GO): regulation of vasoconstriction; regulation of systemic arterial blood pressure by endothelin; intracellular calcium ion homeostasis
Cellular component (GO): extracellular region
Molecular function (GO): endothelin B receptor binding; hormone activity
Source: RefSeq, a predicted model, not a curated record